AUGAGUUCCAACCCUUGUGAUCUCUCGUUUCCAAUGCUCCCCACACUCCCACCGUUUUCCCCCGUCGCGCCAUUCCGCCCUCCCCGUUUCCCCCGGAGGCGCGCGGAUUGCCAAGCAGGCAGCGGAAACGGGGGCAUGGAGUGGAGGGGAGGAGGCGGAAAGGCGGACAAGCAGGCCGGCAGAAGGGGGAGCGGGGAAAUGGCGGAACAAGAUGUGGAAGAAGGCGGAACAGGAUGGGCGGUAGUAGGGCGACGCAGGGACGGCGCAAGGAGGCUACGAAAGCUAACUGAUCGUGACGGAAAGGGUGAGGCAGAGAGAAUGGGGUGUCGAGUAGCAGUAGAGGUAAGUGGUGGAGUGGAGGAGUGGGAGCAGUGGGAGAAGGAGAGGGCAGAGGGAAUGGUGGCGGGACGGAGGCAAGCAGGAGCCGGUCUAGAUGCCGCUCUAGAAGCCGGCUGCAACGCAGAACGGAAGCUCGCGAAGGCUGUUCGCGACAGCGAGAGACGAGUGUUCGCCAAGGUCAACGCGGUGAACAGCGUUCAGAAGAAGCAUCCCAGGCUGCUCUCACAGCUUGUGUUCGUCAACGGUCGCCCGCACUUCCAGACGACCUCCAGUGGCGCUGUGGAGGUCGACGUAAUUGAGAAUAUCCCCGAGUCGAUCGCUGCGUCUAUUGACGGCAACGGGGAAGGUUCUGAGGAGUUUUUGGACGAUUCCUUCGAGAUCGGAAGGAGGUGUUCGAUCGAUGUUGGUGGUGGCAAAACUGCUGCUGAAGAAGAGGGCUUGGAACGCAGCGAGUUGGGGCGAAGUGGUUUCAAGAUGAGUCUGUGUCAGGACCACUGGCUGAGAAUCGUUGAAUCCGCCAUGAACGAGCCGUGGAAUUGUUGUGAGUCGUCUGUGGGAGAGGAAUCUGCGAGCCUCCUGUGCUUCAGGAUGUACAGGCUUCACGAGGGCCGUUCCUUGAUUCUUUUCCGUGCACACACAUCUGUGUGCGACCGCAAGUCUGCUGGCAUCAUCGUGGAGGAUCUCCUUUCCUUCCUUGAUGAUGAAGUCAAUGGCAGUGGAAGCCGCUCUGGUCUUGGCAGCGCAAAUGAUUGCUCCGGAGAUGAGCCCAGUUCCCAGGACAAGGAUCAAUCUGCGAAGAUCCAGAAGGAAGAGCUGCCAGUGUCAAGUCUGAAGGAUGUGGAGAGCUGCAUCCCUCCAGAACUGUCGAGGAAGCCAUUCUGGGCUCAUGGGCUGGAUGUUGUUGGAUACGGGCUUAACUCUCGGCGUUAUUCAUGGCUUCCGUUUCAUGAUUCCUCAUCGGAGCGUCAGUCUGCUCUCAUCCGAUCUGGUCUCAGCAGAUCUGACACUGAAAGGCUCAAGCAGGCAUGUGAGAAGCAGAACAUUACCCUAUUUGGAGCAGUUGCAUGUGCAGCACUGAAAGCUGUGGCCAGUGUAAAGGAGCUGGGUCGCAAGGGAGAACACUUUGCUGUCACCACGUUUUUGGACUGCCGUCCCUUGCUAUCCCAUGAGAUCACCUUGGACACUGUUGGGUUCUACCAUUCGGCCAUGAUGCACACACAUCAAGUGAGCGAAACUUCAGAAUUCUGGGACCUUGCAAAGCGGUGCCAUGAGUCGACCCUGCAUGCCAUCAAGAAUAGGAAGCACUACACUGACAUGGGUGACCUCAACAUGCUCAUGGCCCAGGCUAUCUUGCAUCCCCAGCUCACCCCAGAAAGCUCUCUUCGAACGUCCACUGUGUGCUCCUUCUGGGAUGCCCUGCACGAAAGGAUGCAGGCGGAGGCGCAGAAGGAGACAACCACCGCCCAAGCCACUAAUGCGGAAGCCACGACCACCCCCAUGGACGCGUCGGCCGCUGCCAACGACACUGAUUCCCCCGCCGCCGCCGCCGCCGCCGCCGCUACAGGAGAGGAUAAACCCGCGGCGAAAGAUGCUGCCGCCGUAGAUGAUAAGCCAGCCGCAGAUGCUGCGCCUGCUGCGGCUGUGGCGGGUGCUGGUGCGGAGAGCAAGGCGGGAGAGGGCGGGGCGGACAAGGGCGAAGCGGGCGAGGGAGAGAAGAAGACCGCGGCUUUCAGCGCCGCCACCCGCGCAGAGAUCCUCCGCCAGGUGGAAUAUUAUCUGAGCGACAGCAACCUGCCGCGCGACCGCUUCAUGCAGGAGAAGCUGCAGGAAGGCAACGGAUUCGUGCCGCUGGCGCUGCUGUGCACGUUCUCCCGCAUGCGCAAGCACCUGGGCGUGCUCCCCGACGCGCCCGUGCCCGCGCACCUCGUGCGCGCCACCUACGAGGUGCUCCAGGCGUCCACCUUCCUCAAGUUCUCCGACGAUGGCAAGCUGGUGGGGCGCGAGGGGGAGGUGGCGAUGGGGAAGGAGCGCAUAGCGGAGAUCAACGCGCGGUCGCUGUUCGCGGAGCCCUUUCAGUGGAACUCCACGCUCGACGACAUCCACGCCUUCUUCUCCUCGCUCGGACCCGUGAAGAGUGUGUGCAUGAGGCGCCACCCAGCGUCCAAGGCGUUCAAGGGGUCCGUGUAUGUGGAGUUUGACAGUGAAGACGCCAUGCGCCUCGUCGCCGCCAAGAAGGACGUUCUCUUCAACGGCGCCACCUUGCUGCUGCAGCCCAAGAACGAGUGGUUGCAGCAGGCGAGGGAGGAGUGGCAGAAGCGAGUGGCCGAGAAGGGAGAGGAAGCCGGGCGGUUCGAGGCAGAGGAUGGCGAUAUGGACCUUCGUCCCCCUGCCAAGGCGAGGCGCGUGGAGGAGGGCGGAGAGAGAGGCGCGGACGGGGAGGGCGCGCAGGGCGGAGAGGGCGCGGAGGCGGAGGGGGAGGAGGAUGAGGAGGAGGAGGAUGCUUACCCCAAGGGGUUGAUUUUGGGUUAUACUAUUGUGGUGCCUGGUGGUGGUGAUGGGGGUGGUGCUGGGGAGAAGGGGGAAGAGGGGAAAGAUGAGGUUGGUAAUGGGGAGGUGAAGGGAGAUGAGGCUAAGAAGGAAGGGGAGGAGAAGGGGGAGGAGGGGAAGAAGGAAGAAGGGGAGAAGAAAGGAGAGGAGAAGGCGGAGGAGGGGAAGGCAGCGGAUGAUAAAGUGAUGGUUGAUGCAGCUGAGGUGGAGAAGAAAACGGAAGAGGAAGGGAAGAAAGCAGAGGAGAAGGUGGAAGAGGCAAAGGAGGGGAAAGCGGAUGAGACCAAAGAAGAGGACGAGAAAAAGGAUGGUGAAAAGGCGGAAGAAAAGGCAGGAGAGAAGGCGGAGGAUAAGGCAGAGGAGCAGAAGAAGGGUGCAGAGGGCGAGGCACUGGGCAAGAGGAAGCGCGAAGAGAAGGUUGUGGCAGAAGGGGUGACCCGAGAGGAGUGCCGCUUCGUGUUUGAAAAGUUUGGCAUUGUCAAGUUCGUGGAGUACAAGGCGGGCGACCUGACUGGCUUCAUUCGCUUUGAGACACCUGAGGGGCCCAUCAAGGCCAACAACAAGGCCAAGUCUGCGCCUGCUGCACUCACCAUCAAGGGCUAUCCUGUCACUGUCAACAUUCUCGAUGGGGAGGAGGAGGCAGCAUACUGGAGCAAGCUGAGGGACGGGCAGAAGAAGCGCAAGGACUUCGGGGGCGGCAGAUUCGGUGGUGGUGGCUUCCGUCCCCGCUUCUCGUGUGACUCUUUGCUUUUCCUUCUCUUGCGCACAUCUUCUACACCUGCAGAGGUGGUGGCCGCGGGUGGAGGGGAGGCAGGGGAGGGAGAGGAGGGCGGGGGAGAGGCGGAGGUCGGUGGGGGAGGAGAGACGGGCAUGGAGGAGGAGGUAGGGGAGGUGGCGGAGGGGGAAGGGGAGGAGGAGGGAGGGGGGGGAGCCAUCAGAGGUUUGAUGAAUGAGAGAAUAUACGUGGCUGAAUGCUGGUGGUGUUGGGGGGAUGGCUGCAUGGUGGACAAAGGCACAAGAGGUGGCAGGCAGUGUACUGCUCUUGAUUACCGUAGCUUUUGA
Messenger RNA from Closterium sp. NIES-65, 3948 nucleotides. Lineage: Eukaryota; Viridiplantae; Streptophyta; Zygnematophyceae; Desmidiales; Closteriaceae. The record is from the annotation of a GenBank genome assembly.